AUGCACGCUCUCACCACCGCAGUCGCCCUGAUCGGGUGUCUCGCAUCCUUCACCACCGCGACAGCCCUCACAUUCAAGCUCCCGGCCAACGAAAAAGAGUGCUUCUACGCCCACGUCGACAGAGCGGAGCGGAAGCUCGCGUUCUACUUCGCCGUGCAGAGCGGAGGAGAUUUCGAUAUCGACUACACUGUCUUCGGCCCCGGAAAGGCACCCGGCCAGGAAUUGACGCUGUUCAGCGGCGAGAAGGAGCGGCAGGGAGAUUUCGUCUUCACUGCGAAUCAAGUUGGAGAAUACCGGUUCUGCUUUGAUAACACCAUUUCGACCUUUUCGGAGAAAUUGAUUGAUUUCGAGAUUUCGAUUGAGCACGAGGAACGCGCGAGUCUGCCUCAGAAGGGUGGAGCCAGCGCAGAGCAGCUCAGUAGCGUCGAUGAGAGCAUCAUGCGCAUUUCCGGCCACGUCUCGGUUCUGACGCGACAGCAGAAAUACUUCCGCACCCGUGAGAACCGCAAUUUCAGCACGGUCAAGAGCACGGAGAACCGGAUAUUCAAGUUGAGCUUGAUGGAGAGCGGGAUGAUGGUUGCGAUGGCGGGUCUGCAGGUUUUGGUGGUCCGGUGGUUCUUCACGGGCGGUCGUAAAGGUUAUGUUUGA
Messenger RNA from Dissoconium aciculare CBS 342.82, 648 nucleotides. RefSeq names its product endosomal cargo receptor. Gene Ontology annotation, cellular component: endoplasmic reticulum-Golgi intermediate compartment; COPII-coated ER to Golgi transport vesicle; Golgi apparatus. NCBI's taxonomy places the organism in Eukaryota, Fungi, Ascomycota, Dothideomycetes, Mycosphaerellales, Dissoconiaceae. Gene Ontology annotation, biological process: protein retention in ER lumen; intracellular protein transport; Golgi organization. The coding region runs from base 1 to 648 and encodes 215 amino acids. The record is from RefSeq and is a predicted model, not a curated record. The transcript is spliced from 4 exons.